AUGAAAGCUGAAUUAGAUUUCAUAUUCUAUAAUCGUCUGGAAAAGACCGGUAGUCAAUCGAUGACACGCCUCAUCAAUGCAUUGGGCAAAAGAAACAAUUUUGGAACCUAUCGGAAUGUGAUAGUACCAAAGACAAGCCCGAUCGAAACAUUUGAAGAGGAAACCGAAUUUAUUGAACAACUUAUGGAACUGGAGCGACCAUCUGCCUAUGUGGAGCAUGCAAAUUAUAUGAAUUUCACCCAACAUGAUACGCCAAAACCGAUCUAUAUCAAUCUCGUACGUCAUCCCAUACAAAAGGUGAUCAGUGGAAUUAUACCGAUACUUGAGGCGGUCGAAGAGUCUGAUUGGACUGAGAAUAUAUCCAAUUUAGAGGAUGGUAGUGUAUUUGUCAGUCAUGUCAACUAUUUGAACUUUAGCAAGAAUGAUCAGCCGCGACCCAUUUAUAUAAAUAUGGUACGUGAUCCGGUGGAACGUGUGAUCAGUUGGUAUUAUUUCAUACGAGCCCCAUGGAUCUUUGUGCCAGGACGUCGUCGUUCGAAUCGCGAAAUGCCCAAUCCCAAAUGGGUUAAUACCGAAUUCGAUCAGUGUGUCUUGAAUGGCGAGAAAGUCUGCACCUAUAUUGAGGGUUCGCCACUUGAACGUGUGGGCGAUCAUCGUAGGCAAACCUUAUUCUUUUGCGGUCACAAUGAACACAAGUGCAUUCCCUUCAAUACGCGACUGGCAUUGCAGGUGGCCAAAAUGAAUGUGGAGCGUGAAUACGCUGUGGUCGGCACCUGGGAGCAUACCAAUGAAACUUUAGCCGUAUUGGAGGCCUAUGUGCCACGUUACUUUGCCGAUGCCACCAAAAUGUAUUACUCUGGCCUGAGUGGUGAAAAUAUUAAUAAUAAUCCCAUGAAGCCACAUAUAUCGCAGGAUAUUAUCGAUAUGCUCAAAAGUCUGAGCGCCAAACGUUUGAAUAAUACACGUAAUGCCGAUAUCGAAAUUCUAUUCUUCAAUCGUGCCGCAAAAGUUGGAAGUGAGGCAAUGCUUGAGCUAUUUAUUGCAUUGGAAAAAUUUAACGAUGAUCUGACAUUAGAACGAUCGGGCUUACAUCAGAAUGCAGUGAGGCAAUUGAAUAAGUCAAGACAACGUGAUGCUGCCAAUUUUGUGGCCGAAUUAGAUGAGGGCACCAUGUAUAUUGAGCAUAUCAAUUGGCUUGAUUUCGAUGAGUUCGAUUUACCCAAACCGAUCUAUAUCAAUAUGGUUCGUGAUCCAGUUGAACGUGUCAUCAGUUGGUUCUACUAUGUACGCAGCUCCUACAAGAAUGCCAUCGAAUAUCGUAAAUUUCCGAAUCGUAAAAUUAAGCCAGCAACAUGGUAUAAAAAGAAUUUCAAUGAUUGUGUACGUAACGGUGAUCCGGAAUGUCAAUAUAUACCGCAUACGGUUAAAGAUGAGUUUAGCAAUUUCAAGAGGCAAUCGCUUUUCUAUUGCGGACAUCAUGACGAUUGCAUUCCCUUCAAUUCGCCAACUGCCAUACAAAUGGCCAAGGAGCAUGUGGAACGUGAUUAUGCUGUUGUGGGUAGCUGGGAGGAUACGAAUAUCACAUUGACUGUCCUUGAGCAAUAUAUACCAAGAUUUUUCCGUGGCGCCAAGCUGAUGUAUGAAAUGAAUAAUAAACAGAUAACGAAUCGGAAUAAAAAUAAACGCAAACCAUUUAUAGAGCCGGAAGUUAAGGAUCUAAUUCGUCGUAAUUUCACCCAUGAAUAUGAGUUUUAUCAUUUUUGUAAGCAACGCUUAUACAAACAGUAUUUGGCCCUUAAUCUACAUGAAUUGGAAAAGCAUAAUCUAUUAACUUAGUUAUGGUGUUUAGUUAGUUAAAGCAGAAUAAACAAAUA
This is a messenger RNA of Drosophila willistoni, 1874 nucleotides long. RefSeq lists its product as uncharacterized. Gene Ontology annotation, cellular component: membrane. Bases 1 to 1836 code for a protein of 611 amino acids. NCBI's taxonomy places the organism in Eukaryota, Metazoa, Arthropoda, Insecta, Diptera, Drosophilidae. The transcript is spliced from 7 exons. Gene Ontology annotation, molecular function: sulfotransferase activity. The record is from RefSeq and is a predicted model, not a curated record.